AUGACAAUAGGUGAUUUUGAUAUGAUAUUAAAGACGGAAAGCUCACCAUCGAUGAACAUUAUUAGAAAUCCAACUCCACAAAAACCACACACAAUAAAGAUUUAUACGUUUUUAAGAAGAUUAGACUUUGAAUAUGUAAAACCUGAUUUAUUUACCUCAAUUGAUAUUCACAAAAGUCAACAAGAUAAAGAAUUUAUAUUAUUUUCAUCAAUAAUUGAACGUCAUGAAGGAGAUAGUAAUAAAGAAGUUGGUGGUAUAUAUACUUGUAGAUGUAGUAUAGAGAUUAAUAUUGAAAAAUUUACAGUUCAUUUGAAUAAGAUUAAUGAUUCGAAAGAAGAAAUAUCAUUAGUAUCUGUAAAAGUUACUAUUUAUACACCCGAAGUAAUGAUAACAGAUAAACGAAAAAUAAUAGGAGGAGGUAUAGAUAUUAAGAUUCCAGUACUUGUCCCAACUGUAAAAGCAACAAUUACUGCCAUUCAAACUUCAUCUUGUGGGUUGAUUGCUAUAGGUUAUAAAAAGAAAACAGAAAUCUUAAAUGCCUAUUUUAAUAAAUUAUUUAUAUUUUUCGAAAGAUCAAGAGAAGAUAAGAAAAUAACAAUAGAAGAACUAGAAAAAUUCAAUGAAAUUCUAGAUGAAUUUGAGAUAGAAAUAUCAGCAAUAAAAAUAUAUUUGUAUGGAACAGAUUGUAUAGAUCAAAUGUUGAAAUAUUUAGGUCAAUAUGAUAGAAAGAGAAUAACAUUAAUUUCUCAUAACGAUGAAGAUUUACAGAAAAAAUGGAAAAGACAGAAAGAAAUAACAAGCAAUAAGAAUGAUUUACAACAUAUUAAUUUCACAUGUUCCUAUCAACAUGAAAAAUCUAGUUUGGCGGAAUGGGGAAAAUCAUCUAAUAUACCAGUGAAUUUGAGAAAGAUCGAGGAUGUAGACAUUGUAAAAUAUACCGAAGAUAAUUGGGAAUCUUUAAGACACGAAUGGGAACCAUAUGCAAAAAGAGAUAGCCUAUGUCUUGGAUCUUGUUUGAUAAAAUAUAACCAAGUCACGAAAGAAGUUGUAAAAUAUGUCCAAAAUCUAACGGCUCCAGCUUUAUCUUUUAAGGGUUGGUAUUAUUUAUAUCAUUACGAUAAAGAAAUGAUUGAAGAAGAAUGGUAUGAAACUACUAGAAUGGUUCCGAAACAUACUGAAAAGAAAAUAUAG
This is a messenger RNA of Lottia gigantea (owl limpet), 1191 nucleotides long. RefSeq lists its product as hypothetical. The coding region runs from base 1 to 1191 and encodes 396 amino acids. The transcript is spliced from 3 exons. NCBI's taxonomy places the organism in Eukaryota, Metazoa, Mollusca, Gastropoda, Lottiidae. The record is from RefSeq and is a predicted model, not a curated record.